GAUUUGGCCGAUGUGAUGGUCCCUUCUGAAGUCAAGGAUCCCGCAGAUAUUUUUCGCACGCAUCUCGCUGAUGGAUCGCUUACAAGACCGCUGGCAUUUUCGUGUCUGCAGGACAUCAUACGCUCGAGAUCUGGCAGUGGUAUUGGAGAAGCUGCGAUCAAGUGGCUAUGGGAGGAAUACGAUUCGAUUGAGUUCCCAAAUGACACCCCCCUGGUGGAUGCAAUUGCUCUUCUGCUAGUACGGGACGGCAAGGAGGAACUCAUGUGGGAUUGGAUGAACCAAGAACCCCAAAAGCCUGCUACACUCUCUGAUCGGGACCGCCAUGUAUGGCGAGCACGCCUUGCAACCAAUGGCAGCCUCGACGCAGCCCUGGAAACAUACUUUCGCGGCACAAAUGUACCUUACUUCCUCUACACCACUUCAGCGGCCAAUUUCUGCCAGGCACAGCUUACCAGACGCACUAAGUUGAGCUACAUGCCAUCACAUGCUAAGCAGUUGGUAAGGAUUUUCGCGACAGACCACUGUUUCCGAACACAGAUUUGA
Molecule: messenger RNA, 543 nt
Organism: Aureobasidium melanogenum CBS 110374
Lineage: Eukaryota; Fungi; Ascomycota; Dothideomycetes; Dothideales; Saccotheciaceae
Exons: 1
Source: RefSeq, a predicted model, not a curated record